UUGUUUAUCACAUAUUUGGUUGAAUCUCGAAGUGAUAUUGUUGUUCUUUUCUACAUAAACCUAAAGUGAUUUGUGAAAUUUUCCAAUAAUCUGCAUAUUCUUUCUAAAUUAUCUAAAUUCCAAAUCUAACAAAGGUGCGCUCUCUUAAAUGCGUUGUUUGAAGAAUUUUCUUCAAAACGACAGCACAUAAUUUUUCUCACAGAAUAGGUUUAUAAAUCUACAAAUCUGGCUACUGAAGUGAGGUACCGUAUUGGUAUGCGAUUGGUGUUGAAAACUUUCAUAAUCUAUACCAGUUCUGAUCAUUUCUCAGAGAACUAGUCGCACUUCAUUGUUUAGUUCAUAAGGUAUUUGGAAAAUUUUGAGUAAAGUACUUAACUUUCAAUCUUCAACUUCAAUGUCUCUGUUUAUAAAUAAAGAGGAGGAAAUGAACAUGGAAAAACGUACGUCUGAAAAACGUGGAGCACAGAAAACAUGCAAGAAACCCCUACUCAGACAGUUUUCGCCUCUUCUGGUUGCCAUGGUGGGCCUGCCUGGAAGGGGAAAGAGCAUACUUGCCAAGAGAUUGGAGAGAUAUAUGAAUUUUACCGGUGACAACACCAAAGUAUAUGACAUCAGCGAGUACAGAAGGAAGCACAUGGAGAAAUACGCCUCUCACGAGAUGUUCAAGGCUGACAAUCUUCCGGCAUUGGGCAUACGCAUCCAGAGCUUCCGGGAAGCGCUUGAAGAUGCGGCCGCCUGGCUAAGCGAGACCGGCAACAAGUUGGCCAUCCUUGACGGCCCCAACGUAUCCAGGUCCCAGAGAGAAGAGAUCUACGAUCUGGUUUACACUCAGCUGGGUUUCAGGGUCAUGUUCAUAGAGUGCGUCUGCGAGGACCGGAUGAUGCUAGAGAGGAACUUCAAGGUUGGUAACAGUGGCGCCAUAGAAAACAUUGGAGAUUCUGUGGUUGCGACCACAGACUGGAAGUUUUCAUAUUAUUUUUUUUUUGGUGUUGUACAGGAGAUACUGCAGUAUAGUGCGGAUUAUAGGGGGAUGGCUGCACAGGAAGCUUUGAAAGAUCUGACGUUGAAAAUGGCGCAUUAUAAGGCUCAAUACGUUUCUCCUUCGUUGGGCAGCGAGUGGGAACUGCCCUGCCCCAUGGUGAAGGUACUGGACGGUGGAGAGGGAGGAGUUAUUGCCCACGGGGUGAAUGGAGUUAUGGAAGCCAAGAUCUUGUCUUAUAUCUCAACGCCGAGGCCUUUCCAGCAGACCCUUUAUUUCUCUAGGCAUGGAGAAAGCGAAUACAACGUUAUUGGUAAAAUAGGCGGCAACGCCCCGCUCUCCCCUCGUGGACAGAAAUAUGCUGAAUCAUUGGCUAAACACGUUAAAGCUCUCAACUUGCCAUCACUUCAAGUGUGGACUUCCACACUGGACCGAACCAAGGCUACUAGUUCUGGUAUAAAAGCUCCCCAGCUACAUCUUCCGGAAUUGGAUGAGAUAUAUUCGGGAGAAUGCGAGAGUCUAACUUAUGAGGAGCUCCAAGAUCUCUUUCCCAAGGAGCUAGCUCUUAGGGAUCACCAGAAAUUGAAAUAUCGCUAUCCUCAGGGAGAGUCGUAUUUGGACGUUAUGCGAAGACUUGUCCCUGUAUUGAUGCAGUUAGAGACUGAGACUAACGUUCUGGUGGUAUCACAUCAGGCCGUCUUGAGGUGCAUUCUGGCUUAUUUCUUGGAGAAGCCACUGGAGGAGGUACCUUACAUGCAUGUGCCCCUUCACACUAUCAUUAAAGUAACUCUUCAAGGCUACAACUACAACAUAGAAACUAUAAAAAUGCCGAUUGAGUGUGUUGACACUAACAGGCCAAAACCGGCAAACUGUUCGAUGAAUCGAACAGCAGAGGAUGCUCUGAAAACUGUUCCCGCCCAUUUUGAUGAUGUGACUCAGUUGAUCCAUGCCCUGGAAGCUGUAUAAAAUAGUCCCUGUGUUUAUUAGACUGUUAUCGUAGAAUUGAAACAAGACAAAACGAAAUCAGAUUAUGGAGUAGUUUCAGAAAAAAUUUUCAGUUUGAAAUGUUUUUCUACUUUAUUUUGUGAUAUAAAUUACGUCAAAUUUUUUUUGAAGAUUAGGAACCGAGUAUUAAUUUAGAAAAUUUUCUGAAAACUCCAUGGUCAAGCUUAAUUUCAACUAGAUGAAAUGUUUCGAUGCUUCAUUGAGUUUUACUACAUAUAUUUUUAGUUUUUUUUUAUUGAGAAGGUUGUUUGGUAUUAUACAUUUUAAAAUAGAAUUUUUUUAGAAGUAGUUUUAGGUAUUGUGCUAUUUUUUUUAGUGUACCUAAACAGUUUGAAGUUCUUUUAUCUUAUUCAAAUAUUGGAUUUGUUGAUAGUAUUAUUGUGAUGAAUGAUUUUAAGAGAUGUUUUAAUUAAACAUGUAUAGAAUAAAUA
Messenger RNA from Harmonia axyridis, 2415 nucleotides. RefSeq names its product 6-phosphofructo-2-kinase/fructose-2,6-bisphosphatase-like. The transcript has 6 exons. Gene Ontology annotation, molecular function: 6-phosphofructo-2-kinase activity; fructose-2,6-bisphosphate 2-phosphatase activity; ATP binding. Gene Ontology annotation, cellular component: cytosol. The coding region runs from base 395 to 1945 and encodes 516 amino acids. NCBI's taxonomy places the organism in Eukaryota, Metazoa, Arthropoda, Insecta, Coleoptera, Coccinellidae. The record is from RefSeq and is a predicted model, not a curated record. Gene Ontology annotation, biological process: fructose 2,6-bisphosphate metabolic process; fructose metabolic process.